UUGUUUUAUUUUUGUUUCCAAAUUUAUUUUAUAAUGGAAUGGUAUUUUCACCUUCAUAUUUUAGUUCUUAUUUUCAGGUAGAUUUUCUACAACUAAUCAUUGGUUUCAUUUGCACUAUUAUAGCAUUCCCAUUUUCAGUAUUUCCCCACAUAAAGAGCCCUAUGAGAUAGGUUGGACUCAGGACAAGCCCAGAGUCAUUCAGUGAACUUUUAUGGAUGAAGCUGGAUGGGAACCAGGGUUUUUGUUUUCCUGCUCCAAUGCCUUAACCACUACACCAGAUUAGUUCCCUAUGCAUGUUUUAUGAUAAUGAGCCAUGUAGUAGCCAAUCAGUAAGGCUUUGGACAUUCUUAUAUGUUUCUGAAUAACCCAUUAUUGCUAUUUUUAAACCAUAGCUGAAACAUUAGAGCUUAUUUAUUUAUUAUUUAUAAGAUUUCUGUGUCUUUCCAUAGGGAGUUCAAAGUAGCUAAUAAAGACAUUCUACAAAACCAAAUAACUCAAGGACUCAGUUGAAAAACAUAACUAAGAUUAAUAAAUGAACAAUCUACCAUUAAAACAAUAGAAAAGCCAGGAAUGCAGAAUUGUGUAACUUGUAUGUUAAGGACAGGAAAAGAAGGCCAGCCAAGGGAGUACUAUACAUUGGAUUCAAUUUUGUUCCUGUUGAAUAAUGUACAUCUUUCACAUCCUGUUUAUGUCCGUCGUGCGGCAACUGAAAACAUUCCUGUAGUAAGAAGACCUGACAGAAAAGAUCUCCUUGCGUAUCUUAAUGGAGAAACAUCAACAUCGUCGAGUAUAGAUAGAAGCGCACCAUUGGAAAUAGGUCUCCAACGAUCUACUCAAGUUAAAAGAGCAGCUGAUGAAAUAUUAGCAGAAGCAAAAAAACCAAGAAUAGAGGAUGAAGAGUGUGUGCGGCUUGACAAAGAGCGGCUGGCAGCUCGGCUGGAGGGGCAUAAGGAAGGCAUUGUGCAGACUGAGCAGAUCAGAUCUUUAUCUGAAGCCAUGUCUGUGGAGAAAAUCGCAGCUAUCAAAGCCAAAAUUAUGGCCAAGAAAAGGGCCACAAUUAAGACUGAUUUAGAUGAUGACAUAACUGCUCUUAAACAAAGAAGUUUUGUUGAUGCAGAAGUUGAUGUUACUAGAGAUAUUGUCAGCAGGGAAAGGGUAUGGAGGACAAGAACUACCAUUUUACAAAGCACAGGCAAGAACUUUGCCAAGAACAUAUUUGCAAUUCUUCAGUCAGUCAAAGCUAGAGAAGAAGGCCGUGCACCUGAGCAACGACCAGCACCAAAUACUGCGCCAAUGGAUCCAACUUUAAGGAACAAGCAGCCUAUUCCAGCUGCCUACAACAGAUACGAUCAGGAAAGAUUUAAAGGAAAGGAAGAGACGGAAGGUUUCAAGAUUGACACUAUGGGUACCUACCAUGGAAUGACUUUGAAGUCCGUAACGGAAGGAGCUUCAGCACGAAAGACUCAGGCCCCAGCAGCACAGCCUGUGGCAAGGCCAGUUUCCCAAGCAAGGCCUCCUCCAAACCAAAAAAAAGGAUCUCGAACACCAAUUAUCAUUAUUCCAGCAGCUACCACCUCGUUAAUAACUAUGCUUAAUGCAAAAGACCUUUUGCAGGAUCUCAAGUUUGUACCAUCUGAUGAAAAGAAAAAGCAAGGCUGUCAGCGAGAGAACGAAACUUUAAUACAGAGAAGGAAAGACCAAAUGCAGCCUGGUGGAACUACAGUCAGUGUUACAGUGCCAUAUCGUGUUGUUGACCAGCCUCUUAAACUCAUGCCUCAAGAUUGGGACCGUGUUGUAGCUGUGUUUGUGCAGGGUCCUGCUUGGCAGUUCAAGGGCUGGCCAUGGUUAUUACCUGAUGGAUCACCUGUUGAUAUUUUUGCAAAAAUUAAAGCCUUUCAUCUUAAAUAUGAUGAAGUUCGUCUAGAUCCAAAUGUCCAGAAAUGGGAUGUAACAGUUUUAGAACUCAGUUAUCAUAAACGGCACUUGGACAGACCAGUGUUCCUGCGUUUCUGGGAAACAUUGGACAGGUAUAUGGUCAAGCAUAAAUCCCACUUGAGAUUCUGAAUUCUUGACUGCCAAUUCAUUCUGAAAACUAUUGUGAUCCAGAGAGGAAAAAUUUCCCUGUCAGCAUUUGUCAAGAACAUUAUUACAGAUAAAGAAGGAGUCAUAAUUCAAUCUUUUAUAAGACGUUGUUGGAUCACCAUGUUGCAAUGAAAGGCCAACAGUUCUUCUCUAUAACAAGCAGGGGGGUUUGCUUAAAACUAUUUUUUAAUAACAUAAGCCUUUUAGCCUGCAAUUCAAAUUGUAUAUUUUGAUAGCAGCCAUUUCUUUCCCAUUUUGUUAAAUUAGCAAACUUUUUACAAUUACUUUUUUGUUCUUCAAUAGAAUAUAGGUUGAUUUUCAUGGAAGGUUACAAACUUAUGUGUGUAUGUAUAUAUAGAAAUAGAGAUAGGUGUUCUAAACCACUUCGCUUCUAAGCAUAGUUCUUGGUUCUUUGUUUUAUUGUUUCAUUUGUGAAAAACAUUUUGUUUUGAUUGGUAUUAUCUUCUAGUCUAAAGAACUCUAGGAACUGAGCUAAGUGAAGGUUGCUUUAGCUUAAUCAAAUUGUCAACCUGUAUAUGUAUUGUAUAUUCUUUCCGUCUUUGAAAAAAGGGAGAAAAAAAA
Messenger RNA from Python bivittatus (Burmese python), 2664 nucleotides. It is a transcript of the gene CDC73, whose product is annotated as cell division cycle 73. Gene Ontology annotation, cellular component: Cdc73/Paf1 complex. Gene Ontology annotation, molecular function: RNA polymerase II complex binding. The record is from RefSeq and is a predicted model, not a curated record. Lineage: Eukaryota; Metazoa; Chordata; Lepidosauria; Squamata; Pythonidae. Gene Ontology annotation, biological process: positive regulation of transcription elongation by RNA polymerase II; transcription elongation by RNA polymerase II.